Molecule: messenger RNA, 2222 nt
Organism: Ylistrum balloti
Lineage: Eukaryota; Metazoa; Mollusca; Bivalvia; Pectinida; Pectinidae
Product: 17-beta-hydroxysteroid dehydrogenase type 6-like
Exons: 5
Coding region: 498-1574 (358 amino acids)
Source: RefSeq, a predicted model, not a curated record
CAGUGAUCUAACGACAUGACAUUAAAUUUGUGCUAUUACAUGUACAUAUGAAAUCAAUUCAAUGGAUUUCAGCAAAUAGUCAAUUCGUCAGUGGAUUUCGCACCGUCAUCGAAUGACAUGUUACGAGUUUUGUUUAUAUAGUGGGGAUUGGUACGGUAUUACAAUAUACAUUUCAUUUCGAGAUCUAUUGUUCGUGUGUAAAACGUUUCAUGAUAAUUAGAGGUAACUGCUAUCCAGGUAGGAAUCAAGCGGAUCGCCAUAAAACCCCGAUACCCCUAACCGUGAAAUGGACUGGGCUACAUUUGUAAACAUUAGAGCUUGUGGUGUCUUUGAACUCAGUACCUAUCUCCGUAGGUAUUUAUAGGGGCGGUGAACGGAGGGGUGACCUACUCUUAAUAUACAAAUGACAAUGGACACCGGGUGACACACCUGUAUGUGUUUAUUACCUGUGCUUAUAUACGCACUCACUAUUUACAUGCGACAACUGAUAACUUAAUAUGAAGCGUGUAGCAGGACUCGUCACAUUAGUGUUGGGGUUUGGUAUAUAUUUUACCCAACCGCAAGUUUUGUGUGCUUCCGUGUUAUCUGAACCGCUGUAUGCUGUUGUGUUUUAUGCUGUUUUGGGACUGACCGCUGUGUUUCUCCUGACCAGUAAAAGCCCAAGACUUUGUAUUAGUCCUGUUGGAAAAGCUGUUGUAAUUACAGGAUGCGACAGUGGGUUCGGAAACAGCCUGGCCAGACGCUUGGACAAGCUCGGGUUCAUGGUCUUUGCCGGAUGUUUAGCUCCGGACCGUCAGGGGGCUAAACAGCUCGAGGAAGAUUCAUCUGGAAGAAUUAAGUUGGUUGAACUCGACGUCACAGAUGAUCAGCAUGUAAGAGCUGCUGUAAUGUUCGUCAAACAGAAUCUUGGCGAAAACACACUAUGGGCUUGUGUAAACAACGCCGGUAUCGCCGUGUUCCAGGAGAUUGAAUGGUGCUCGGUUAUUCAGUUUCAACAGAUCAUGGACGUGAACGUGAUUGGUGUUGUCAGGGUAACGAAGGCCUUCCUACCGCUCAUAAGGGCGUCCAAAGGACGAGUUGUCAACGUGGCCAGCCUAGCAGGUCGGUUCACGGUGCCAUCGUUUGCUGCUUACUCGAUGUCUAAGAAGGCAUGUAUAGCAUUUUCGGAUGGACUACGCCAAGAAAUGCACAAAUUUGAAAUCAAAGUGAUCACUGUGGAACCGGGCUUGUACAAGACACCUAUAGCCGCCACGGACUACCUUAUUGACACUAACCGGAAGUCGUGGGCGGAAACGCCUACAGAGGUGAAGGACGUGUAUGGAGAGGAGUAUUUUGACGCCUUUCUAAAGAGUAUUGAGGGUCAAAUGAAACGUGCACGCAGCAAUGUCGAGGAGGUGGUGGAUCAGAUGGUAGAGGCAGUCACUACCAAGGAGCCGCGCGUGCGCUAUGUACCUAACUUCAUGUCCAACCUUCGAGCGAAUGUCCUCAUGUACCUGCCUACAUCCUUAACUGACAAGUUCUUUGAAUCAAUCUACAAAAUAAAGGUGGACGUUAAGAAACCUUCUACUCCUUAAAAUUCUGAAAUUGUUUUUCUAGGACGAAAAACUCGGAAUGACUACAUCUUAAUGCUAUACCGUAUUGUUCUGUGUGAAAGAACAUGUAGAUAGGCUAAGUCUAAUUACUGACUUGUUUUAUGGAUCUAGAUCUAUCUACAUUGACAUUUGGCGAUACAGGCAGAUUAUUUACAGUCAGUUCCGUAUAUAUAUUGAAUCGGACGAUAAAAUAUUUGAAUUAAUAUAUAAGCGAACAACUUGUCUCAUUGUACUUAACUAAAUAUGUCGUAUGCGCGGUAUCUUGUUCACCUAUUCUCCAAUAUUGACUCCAAUAAACCGGUUAAUUUGGCAAUCCAGAUCAUUUGCUACCCGGAUAUCAAACCAAAAAGACCAUCAUGGGAGCUUGCAUUAGUGAAUUACGAUUGAGUCUUGCUCCAUAAGCACAGCGAAACUCGCGAAAGAGCCUCUUUCACACUAUGUUUUGUAUUGAUGUUUACAACUGAACGCAGUUAAAUGUAUGUAGGUGUCAAUGUUUUGUGGUAAAGCGUUUAAUGUGAUCUGUAAGGAAGUGUUCGUGUACUGUACUUGCAUCAAAAACCAUUCGUACAUCUUUCACGUUCAGGGAAAUGUAUGUUUUUAUGUAACACCUUUGAACCAUAUGUAAUCAUU